AUGUCGAACCUCUCCAACCACGAUCUCCGCAGUGCAGCCAAACCCUACCAAAGAGAUAAGAAUCACAACUCCAAAUGGGCUCGAGGUCCUGUUGAGACUUCCUAUCGACAAUGCGUCAAGCAUGAACAACCAGAACCAAACUGUGUCAGAUGCACUGGUCGUCCAGCGCCAAGAGAUUUUGAUCGUCGAAUGGGUGGUGCAAUCGCCCUCAACAAGCACACGGCCCAGCAGAAAAUCAGUAGACAAGCCUCAGCAGUUGCUCGCAAGGCCUUCCGUAAUGAGGUUGUCGAUGCCAUGGAUGGUCCCUUGGCUAAUGUCUCGGACAACUCAUCUGAAGGCGAAGAUGUCUAUGAAGCCUCUGCUGCUCCCCUGCCAGCCGAGGCUGACUUCAUGUACAACUUUGAUGCCAUGACCGGUCCUCGUGCUGGUACUGAUAUUCUGAGCAAUGCCAUUACUCAAGCUGUUCGUCGAUUCGAGAACAACGAAACAGAGAAACUGGUCAACAAGGAAUACGAUGUCGUUAGUGACAAGGACACUGCUGAAGGAUAUGCCGGCGAUGAUGAUGAUGAUCAUGACUUCGAGAUGAUUGAUCACUCUCAUCUGAAGUGA
This is a messenger RNA of Exophiala bonariae, 609 nucleotides long. RefSeq lists its product as uncharacterized. The record is from RefSeq and is a predicted model, not a curated record. The transcript has a single exon. The coding region runs from base 1 to 609 and encodes 202 amino acids. Lineage: Eukaryota; Fungi; Ascomycota; Eurotiomycetes; Chaetothyriales; Herpotrichiellaceae.